Molecule: messenger RNA, 2134 nt
Organism: Lathyrus oleraceus (garden pea)
Lineage: Eukaryota; Viridiplantae; Streptophyta; Magnoliopsida; Fabales; Fabaceae
Product: pentatricopeptide repeat-containing protein At3g62470, mitochondrial
Exons: 1
Coding region: 76-1962 (628 amino acids)
Molecular function (GO): protein binding
Source: RefSeq, a predicted model, not a curated record
CAGCUAUCACUCCAUCCAAACCAAACCCCACUUCACUUUCUCUUCCUUUCUGCACAGUAGUUAAAUGGCACUUCAAUGACUCUCUCUAUAUCACACAAAACCACAACCUCAAUUUCCAAGCUUCCAUUUACAACGUUGUUCAUAGAUUCCACACUUCCACAUGGCCCCAACACUAUCCUCGCCGCCACCCAGUUUCGCUCUCUCCAUCAGAGACAAUCAAUUGGACACCAAAGAAGAAGAGGAGGAGAGCAAAUGCGCUUACCUUGUGGUAGCUCUAUGCCCUUGUCUCGUUUGUUUCAUUCUUCUCUUAAUUGUUCUUUCCAUUAUUCUUGUUUUCAAAUUCCAUUUCCUUUGUCACACCCCUCUUCAUUCAUGGUUUUACAAGAAAAAAUGUUGAUUUCUCGUUUACCCAUUUGUAGUUAUCAAGGAAAGUUUAUGUGUUUGGAUAAUUAUAGGUCAUUUGGUAGUCUUAGUGGGGUUAGUGGGGUUGAAUCUGAUAAUGAGAGUGGUGUGAAUAGUGAGUCAUGUGCAGAUCCAGAUGAGGUUGAUAGGGUAUGCAAGGUGGUUGAUGAAUUGUUUGCUUUGGAUAGGAACAUGGAAGCGGUUCUUGAUGAGUGUGGUGUUAUGUUAUCACAUGAUUUAGUUGUUGAUGUGUUGCAUAGGUUUAAACAUGCUAGGAAGCCUGCUUUUAGGUUCUUUUGCUGGGCAGGGAAAAGGCCUGGUUUUGAACAUGAUUCGAGGACUUAUAACUCCAUGAUGAGUAUUCUAGGGAAGACUAGACAAUUUGAGACCAUGGUAGCUUUGCUUGAGGAAAUGGGUGAGAAGGGUUUUUUGACAAUGGAGACUUUCGCAAUUGCUAUUAAGGCGUUUGCUUCUGCUAAGGAAAGGAAAAAAGCUGUUGGGAUCUUUGAUAUGAUGAAGAAGUAUAAGACUAAAGUUGGUGUCGAUGCGGUUAAUUUCUUGCUUGAUAGUCUUGGUGCGGCAAAGCUUGUUAAAGAAGCACAAGUUGUUUUUGAAAAGCUUAGAGAUAGGUUUGUUCCCGAUUUACAAACUUACACAGUACUUCUUAAUGGUUGGUGCAAGGUUAGAAACUUGUUGGAAGCAGGGAGGGUGUGGAAUGAGAUGAUUGAUAAAGGAUUUACGCCGGAUAUUGUUGCACAUAAUAUUAUGCUACAAGGGUUGUUAAGAUGUCAGAAGAAGUCGGAUAGCAUUAAGUUAUUUGAAGUCAUGAAAACCAAAGGCCCGUCACCCAACGUUCGCAGUUAUACGAUUUUGAUACAGGACUUGUGCAAACAAAAUAUGAUGCGGGAAGCUGUUGAUUAUUUUAACGAAAUGGUGGAUCGCGGUUGUCAACCUGAUGCUGCACUUUACACUUGUUUGAUCACCGGGUUUGGGAGGCAGAGGAAAAUGGAUACGGUCUAUGAUCUACUCAAGGAAAUGCGCGAAAGAGGUUAUCCGCCUGAUGGAAGGACAUACAACGCUUUGAUAAAACUGAUGGUAAGCCAACACAUGCCGGAUGAUGCAGUGAGAGUAUACAAGAAAAUGAUUAAAAGUGGCAUCGAACCAUCAAUUCACACAUACAAUAUGAUAAUGAAAUCCUAUUUUGCGACGAAAAAUUACGAGAUGGGCCGAGCUGUUUGGGAUGAGAUGCGUCAGAAGGGGUGUUGUCCUGAUGAUAACUCCUACACUGUAUUCAUUGGUGGGCUUAUAAGACAAGGCAGGCCAGAUGAGGCAUGUAAAUAUAUCGAAGAAAUGAUGCAAAAGGGGAUGAAAGCGCCUCAGCUUGAUUAUAACAAGUUUGGUGCUGAUUUUUCCAAGUAUGGGAAUCCUGUCAUACUCGAGGAGCUAGCUCGAAAGAUGAAUUUUGCUGGUAAGUUUGAAGUGUCUAAUGUCUUAGCCAGUUGGGUUGAUAUGAUGAAGAAAAGCUCAAAGAGAACAGAGGCAACAGAAUGCUGUAGGUAGUUUUUAUAAUUACUUGCAGGUUGGUAAAAACUCCUUGUGCCCUGAGAUGUUAGAGAAAAAUAACUCAUUUUAACUACCGGUCAUUUUCUUUGAAUUCUAGUUUUGUAUAAAAUUGUUUUAUGUAACACCCUACUCCCACGGCCAUGAAAAAUAUACAUUAUUAAGCUCUUCA